Melopsittacus undulatus (budgerigar) is the source of this 4054-nucleotide messenger RNA. Its product is annotated as Wilms tumor protein 1-interacting protein homolog. The coding region runs from base 81 to 2114 and encodes 677 amino acids. The record is from RefSeq and is a predicted model, not a curated record. Lineage: Eukaryota; Metazoa; Chordata; Aves; Psittaciformes; Psittaculidae. Gene Ontology annotation, molecular function: transcription corepressor activity. The transcript has 8 exons. Gene Ontology annotation, cellular component: transcription regulator complex; adherens junction; nucleus. Gene Ontology annotation, biological process: negative regulation of hippo signaling; cytoskeleton organization; regulation of DNA-templated transcription.
UCGUUUUCUACUCUGGGCUGUGCUUUCGCAGAAAGAUCGCUGUCCCUGCCCCGUCUCACGCCGCCGGGUUCCGGCCCAGUAUGGAGAAGUGUGAGGAGAACGACGUGGUACUGAAGGCCACUAAGUUCAUGGAAGAUUUAUACUUAUACGGGCCGGAGAUUUCGUACGGUAGCGGCUGCUGCCGAGACCUGCCGCUGCACCCCGACCUGGAGGAGACCAACCAGGUUGCCGCCGCCCAUGUGACGACGGAGCAAUGGGGUCGGAAGACGAACGGCACUGCUACGCUGUCCCCCGCCAAAGCCUAUCCACCCGCGGCGCCGGCUGCCCCACUCCGCGCCGCUGAGCUGCCUCAAUGCGCGGGGCUGGCGUGCUGGGAGGAGGGGCUGUGCACUCGCUCUGAGGUGGCGCUGCCCUGCUACAGUGGUUUAGCCGACAAGGGUAAGCGCUACACGGCUGAGGGCUACCGUUACGCCGUGGGCAGCGCCAAUGAGAGCGGCUAUGUAGCCAAGGGCAGUGGGCGAACGCCCGGCGGCGGCCUGGACGGCAAGUAUGGUGCGGCCAGCCCGCGAGUCAGCUUGGCCGCUUACUUGCCGGGCCCUGCCGCCGAGCAUGGCAAGUUCUCUAGCCCGGGCGUCGCGGCGGCGCUAUCCUACGAGAAGUUCUCCAGUCCGUGCUCUAGUUUGAUGCCACCCAGUCAGAAAUACAACAGCUCCCGGCCCAGCCUGGUGCAGUAUGACGGCACCACCCUCAGCCCCUACUCCAACUACGUUAGCACGGACAGCGACACCAGCAAGCACUCCAGCCCUCGCGCCAGCCUCGCAAGUUACGAUGGCAGUAGCAAACCUAGCAGCAACCGUACCAGCGGCAUCAGCAUGGGCUACGACCAGCGCCGCUCCAGCACCGCUAGCCAGUGCUCUUGCACCACCAGUCCUCGCUCUAGCUACUCGGACUGCAAGCGCGGCCCGCAGGGCAACAGCGGUGAGCCGGAGGGUGCGGGCGGCGCCCGGCUUGCCCUGGCCAGUCCCCGCUCCAGUCUUUACAGCCCCGAGGGCCGCGGCGCGACGGGCGCCCCAAUGGUGAGCCCCCGCUCCAGCAUUUCUAGCCAAAGCUCGUGGAGCUCCCGCGGCUCCCUGAGUGCCUACACCGAGCUGCAGCUGCCUUCGCCCCAUUCCUCUCUGCUGGGGCUAGGCCUGCAGGAGGACGGCGCGGCGCCGGAGCUGGGGGACGUCUACCACAAGAUAUAUGCCCAGUCCCCCCCGCGGCACGACCAGCAGCACCCGGCGGCCGCACUCGAGGUCGUGUCCCCCUAUGCCUACUGCCCGACCAAAAGUUCCUCUUCGGUACCCAAAUUCAAGCUCCCUUACCAGGUGACGCCGUGCCGGGAGAGCGGCACUAGCGAGGCAGAGAGGCGGCUGGAGGCGCUGACGCUGGAGCUGGAGAAGGAGCUGGAGAUGCACAUGAAGAAGGAGUACUUCGGUAUUUGUAUAAAAUGUGGAAAAGGUGUGUAUGGAGCGAGCCAGGCUUGCCAAGCAAUGGGUAAUCUCUAUCAUACCAACUGCUUCACAUGCUGCUCUUGUGGGAGAAGACUGCGAGGAAAAGCAUUCUACAAUGUCAAUGGCAAGGUGUACUGUGAAGAUGACUUCCUAUAUUCAGGUUUUCAGCAAACAGCAGACAAGUGCUUUGUUUGUGGACACCUCAUAAUGGAAAUGAUCUUGCAGGCCCUUGGAAAAUCAUACCAUCCUCGCUGCUUCCGCUGUGUGGUGUGUAAUGAGUGUUUGGAUGGAGUCCCUUUCACUGUAGAUGUGGAAAACAAUAUUUACUGUGUCAAAGACUACCAUACGGUUUUUGCACCAAAAUGCGCUUCCUGUAACCAGCCGAUCCUACCAGCACAGGGCUCCGAGGAGACCAUUCGGGUGGUGUCAAUGGACAAAGACUACCAUGUGGAGUGUUAUCACUGCGAGGAUUGUGGCUUGCAGCUCAAUGAUGAGGAAGGCCAUCGUUGUUACCCAUUAGAGGGCCACUUGCUCUGCCAUGGCUGUCAUAUCAAGCGCCUUAAUAUUGAACUGACAUCACAUUCACCUCCAAGCUAUCUGAUGCAUAUCACAGAACUCUGAAAGACAUUUCCAUUACCAAUAAGCCAUUUGAAAGAGAAGACAAAAAUCUAAAAAUUACUUUCCUGUUCCUUUAAAGAUGAGAUUCCAGUAAUAACCAUCUAAACCAGCUAUUUAUUUUUAAAAUCAGAGGUGAGGGUUCCUUUUUUCAUUCUUUUAUCUAGACGUUUUCACUGAGACACCAUCUACUUGAACAAAUAAUUCACCACUAAACUGUAACUGUAAAUGGCAGCAUUUCUAAAGCAAUGGUACAAAGGGCUGUUCUACACUCCCUACUCACAUUCCUCCAGUGGAGAUUUCACCCAAGUAAGUGUAGAAUUUCUUUCCAAAAGUUAGCACCUUAUCAUAUUGCAGCAAGCACAAUAAGAUAAAUGCUAACAUUUUAGCUAGUUUUAUUGAAUUCUGGUCUUAGAGAAUACAGGCUCACAUUUUUUUAAACUUAGGAAGAAAACAAGUGGUUUUAGUAAGGACGUUUUCAGCAUGGGUUAAAUAAUAGCAUUCUCUGAAGAUGCAUCAGUCCAGCUUUCCAUCCUACAAUAUUCCACAGUCAUCCAAAGACUAUUUAGCUUGUUGAAGAAAUAUGGCAAGCAUCUCUUAUAAAAACUAUGUUACAGAGGAUUAUAUCCGAAAGGUUGGCACAUGCAGGGUUAUAGCAGUUGAAGAAAUUAUAGACCUCUGUAAUUGCUUGCAAUGUACAACUGUAGCCAUGGUUUCAAAAUACAUCCAUAUCAACUUGAUGAUUUGGUACUUACUAAAGAAUUCAUCUUUCGAAGCUGUUUUUUGUUUAACAGGGUUAGCUUCCCCUUUCUAUGCAAAGGUACACUUGUCUUUAUGCUACUUGUUUUAUACAAGACUUCAUUUGUUACCAAAUUCUUUAUGAUUGUAUGUUGCUACAUUAUUAAAAAGAGAGGGGACAGUGGGUUUUGUAUUAUCUUUACAGCUUUGUGUUCUUAUGUAAAUGCGAAAGCUUCUCUUAAUGAUUUUCUUAAGGAGUAUUUUUUAUGUUAAAUCAGUUCAACACAGAGGUAAACUUUGAGUUCAUUUUAUGAUGUGAUUGUUCUUUAGAAGCCUUUACUGUACUUUCAGACUAUUUCCAUAAAGUUAAAACAAUAACAACUUGUUCUCAUUUGAAUCAGGAUUACACCUUUCCAUUUUGGUAAGGAAUGUUAUAAAGUCCCUACAGCACAAAGCUCUUGUAGGCAAUUCAGAGUCUCUCAUGCACUGGAGUACACAUUCCAAAGAAAGGACAAAAAUAAUAAUGUAAAAAAAUACCAAGAAUGUACUCAGAUAAUUGAGCUUUCAAAGAGGGUUUGUUUGGGUUUCUUUCCUUUUCCUUUCACUUGUGUGCACGUGUGUGUAUAUAUUUUGUAAGGUUGAGCUUCAAAAGGAAAAAACAUGUUUAGAGGAGUUUUUUAAGACCAGAAAUUCCAGAGUACUAAAGUAAACCAAAGCUUUAAAGGAGACAAAAGCUGCUUCCUUGUGUUUCAAGAAAAGUUUAAGUUUGUGAUUCAUCCUGUAACUAAUGCCAUAACUACAGUAUAUCAUUUGACUUAAAUUACGUUUUCAUUUGAGAAAUAUUUAUGUUUUCUUCCAAGAACUCAGACCAAUGUUGAUUUUUGUUUUGUAGGAAGUAUAUAAAUUCCCAGUUUGUAUAUCAUGUAAAUAGAUUACAUGCUGAAAAUAUACAUUAGUUUAAUUAUUUUUGUGUAUAUAUAUAUAUUUGUAAAACCUUUCAAUGUGCUUCUGUCUUAGUCCUUAGAAUUAAUUGUGGUUUUGUGUUUCAGAGUUUGAUUCCCUUGAUUGUUGAAGAAAAAAAAUGGGAAAUGUAGAUUUAUUUAUCUAAAGAAGCAGCUACUUGCUGACAUCCUAAGUUAUUUAAUAUUAAAGUGAGAAGUUUCAUUUAACCUUAGAUGCUUUUUUUCAAUAAAGACACUUUGUAGUGA